UCGGCUCUUCUGUGCAGCAGAACCUGCUCCUCAAUCCAGCGCUGUCCUCACCGUCUUCUCUCCCCGGCACCGGCAUCUUUAGUGUGGGCACCUGGCUGUGACAGCUUGUGGCUUCAUAGCCGGGUGUCCACUGAGCAUGCCUGAGAAGCGCUGCACUUUGUGAAUGGUCCGGCAGUCUUCUGGGACCUGUCAUGUGUCUGCAGUCUCUGGUCAUCCCCUGUACUGUGUCCGCAGUCACUGGUCAUCUCCUGUACCGUGUCCGCAGUCUCUGGUCAUCUCUCCUGUACUGUGUCCGCAGUCUCUGGUCAUCUCCUGUACUAUGUCCGCAGUCUCUGGUCAUCUCCUGUACUGUCCGCAGUCUCUGGUCAUCUCCUGUACCGUGUCUGCAGUCUCUGGUCAUCUCCUGUACCGUGUAUGCAGUCUCUGGUCAUCUCCUGUACUGUGUUGGCAGUCUCUGGUCAUCUCUCCUGUACUGUGUCCGCAGUCUCUGGUCAUCUCCUGUACCGUGUCCACAGUUUUCUGGUCAUAUCCUGUACCGUGUCCGCAGUCUCUGGUCAUCCCCUGUACUGUCCGCAGUCUCUGGUCCAUCUCCUGUACUGUCCGCAGUCUCUGGUCCAUCUCCUGUACCGCGUCCGCAGUCUCUGGUCAUCCCCUGUACCGUGUCUGCAGUCUCUGGUCCAUCUCCUGUACCGCGUCCGCAGUCUCUGGUCAUCCCCUG
Messenger RNA from Staurois parvus, 718 nucleotides. The record is from the annotation of a GenBank genome assembly. NCBI's taxonomy places the organism in Eukaryota, Metazoa, Chordata, Amphibia, Anura, Ranidae.